AUGACGGUCCUUUCACUACUCUCGCUUCCUUUCGUUGCGCUUUUCCUUUCAUUCUGGAGCUCCUCAGUCCUCGCAUCAUCAGACUAUCAUGAAAACCUACUCCUACACCCUCUACCGCAGUCCUCCCUGUUAGCUUCGUUCAACUUCCGAAGCAAUACAUCACAAAAAUCAUUCGAUCAACAGCACUUUAGAUAUUUACCCCGCGCACUUGGUCAGAUCCUACAGCAUGCCCACACCAAAGAGCUGCACCUUCGCUUUACAACGGGAAGAUGGGAUGCUGAAAGCUGGGGCCCACGACCAUGGAAUGGCAGCAAAGAAGGAGGCACAGGCGUGGAGCUUUGGGCUUGGAUCGAUGCGCCAGGGGACGAAGAGGCAUUCGCCAAAUGGAUUACACUGACGCAAUCCCUCUCCGGUUUAUUUUGUGCCUCCUUGAACUUUGUGGACUCAACACGGACGACCAGGCCUGUGGUCUCCUUUGAACCCUCCGGAGACCACUCUUCAGCCGACCAAUUGCACCUUUUGCACGGAACUCUUCCUGGAGAGGUAGUUUGCACAGAAAACCUGACUCCGUUCCUGAAGUUACUGCCGUGCAAAGGCAAGGCUGGAAUUUCUAGUCUUUUUGAUGGACAUAAAUUGUUCGAUGCUGCAUGGCAGAGUAUGUCAGUGGAUAUCCAGCCAGUCUGCUCCCCAAAGGGAGAGUGUGUGGUUCAGAUCGAGCAAACCGUGGAUAUGGUUCUGGAUAUUGACCGGUCUAAGCGCUCUCGCUCCAACCCGAUCCCCCGACCUGUGCCAAAUGACCAGCUAAUUUGUGAUACGUCUAAGCCUUACCACUCGAGUGAUACUUGCUAUCCUCUGGAAAAGAUGAAUGACAAGGCCUGGAGUCUGGCAGAAAUAUUCGGCCGAAGCCUAAACGGUAUUUGCCCUUUGGCAGAGGUAAACGAUUUGAGCGAGCAAAGUGUUUGUCUUCGUAUUCCCCACGAACGAGGUGUCUUCAUCUCCGAUGACGCCGUGGAGAUCAAGAAAGAGGACGGAUUCACACGUUGUUUCAAGGUACCGCCAACCACUUCAUUUGAUCUCGCAAUUCCCCAACAGCCAGUGAACGUUGAAGUCCCGUUGGAGGAGCCCGUCCUCCACGCGGAGCGAACGAUCGUUGGACAUGGCCAGGAGCGCGGUGGAAUGCGCAUCAUUUUCGGCAACCCCUCCAACACUAGUGCAGUUGACUUUAUCUACUUUGAAAGUCUUCCGUGGUUCCUGCGACCAUAUAUACAUACUUUGCAUGCGACAAUCACAGGCCAUGAUGGAGUUCCGCGCGAAGUUCCAGCAUCCCAAAUUGUUAAGGAGACCUACUAUCGCCCUGCCAUUGACCGUGAGCGCGGUACACAAUUGGAGCUGUCGAUGUCUGUUCCUGUUGCUUCCACCGUUACGCUGACCUACGACUUUGAAAAGGCCAUUCUUCGGUACACCGAGUACCCUCCAGAUGCCAAUCGUGGGUUUAAUGUUGCGCCUGCGGUCAUCCGGAUUCUGGACAAUGUUCACAAUGCACCAAUUUACAUUCGCUCUACCAGUCUCCUGCUUCAACUCCCGACCCCGGAUUUCAGCAUGCCAUAUAAUGUCAUUAUUCUCACCAGUACUGUCAUUGCACUUGCCUUUGGUACUAUUUUCAAUAUUCUAGUUCGGCGAGUGGUCUCUUUGGAUGAGGCUACUGCUCUAGGGGCUCAAACACUCAAGGGCCGAAUACUGGGCAAAUUGGUUGCCAUUCGGGAUAAGUUCCGUGGCAAGGACACCAAGGUUGAAUAA
This is a messenger RNA of Penicillium soppii, 1797 nucleotides long. RefSeq names its product GPI-anchored transamidase subunit GPI16 (gene gpi16). The record is from RefSeq and is a predicted model, not a curated record. NCBI's taxonomy places the organism in Eukaryota, Fungi, Ascomycota, Eurotiomycetes, Eurotiales, Aspergillaceae. Bases 1 to 1797 code for a protein of 598 amino acids. The transcript is spliced from 3 exons. Gene Ontology annotation, cellular component: GPI-anchor transamidase complex. Gene Ontology annotation, biological process: attachment of GPI anchor to protein.